AUGGCUGCAAUUGAUAAUGUUGAUAGUGUUUUAUUGUUUUAUAAUGAAUAUGGGGUCGAUUGGAUAAAAAAUGCUAAGGUUAGCCCUGAUGCAUUUGUUCAGAUAGCAAUUCAACUUGCAUAUUAUAAAUGUUAUAGUGAGUCAUGUUCGACCUAUGAAACUGCUUCUACUAGAGGUUUUCUACAUGGUCGUCUUGAAACUCUGAGAACUUGCUCUGUAGACACCACUGCAUUUACCAAAGCUUUUUGUGAUCCAAACAUAGAACAAGAUGAAAUAAUUUCUCUACUUAUGAAGGCUAUUAAAUCACACACUAAAUAUAUAAUUUCUGCUAUUAAUGGUACUUACUUGGAUGCAUUUUUAAAUAUUCGAUCUUCUGGUGAUUUAUCUGUAUAUUUUCAUUUAUUAGGUCGUGGAGUAGAUUGUCACCUUUUAGGCCUUCAAUCCCAAAUCCGUGAUGGAGAAAAAUCUAGAGCAACAUUAUUUACUGAUCCUUCGUAUGCUCAAGCAAUGCACUUUAAACUUCGUACUUCAAAUUUGAGCCCUGGGUUGGGUUUUCAUACUGGAAUGGAAACUAUAGUUCCUGAUGCGUAUGCAAUUGCUUAUAUUAUCGAAAAUGAUAAAUUGAAAAUCGGUAUUAGUAGUAAUAAAAAAUGCAAAGAAACUGAUAGUAUCAUUUUUAGAAAAGCUUUAAAAGAAUCAUUAGAUGAUCUUAGAAAAAUUUUAUCAUAA
This is a messenger RNA of Dentiscutata erythropus, 729 nucleotides long. Lineage: Eukaryota; Fungi; Glomeromycota; Glomeromycetes; Diversisporales; Gigasporaceae. The record is from the annotation of a GenBank genome assembly.